Molecule: messenger RNA, 1539 nt
Organism: Daldinia vernicosa
Lineage: Eukaryota; Fungi; Ascomycota; Sordariomycetes; Xylariales; Hypoxylaceae
Exons: 1
Coding region: 232-1341 (369 amino acids)
Biological process (GO): mitochondrial respiratory chain complex IV assembly; protein insertion into mitochondrial inner membrane from matrix
Cellular component (GO): mitochondrial inner membrane
Molecular function (GO): membrane insertase activity
Source: RefSeq, a predicted model, not a curated record
GUACAAGGUAUUUUGUAGGUAAUUCCUCACUCUAAUACAGAUAGCACGCUGUUUAUAUCUAAAUUUCUAAAUCUAUAGUUUUGAGAAGCUAUUUGAAGUAUGGUGUUAUAUUCCAUGCAUGUAUGAAAGGCUCAAUGGCUCCAAAAUCAUUUUGCAUAUGAUGUACAUUCUCUCAUAAGCUCUCUUCUUACUAUUCCAUUCAUGAACCAAUAAGGCUUAUGGUGAUCUACGAUGAACUCGAUUCCUUGGACUCAUACUAUACGGGCAACUAGGCCCUUUGGCCCAGCAUUAAGAAUCAGGACUCAACUACGCCCUAAUCGGGUUUCACUCCAUCACUUAAGACACCAACCUAGCGUCAGGUCAUUCCAUUUUGCACCAACUGCCGCCACCGUUAUACAAACGGCUCAGGAUACCUUGUUAGCUAUCCAUAGUCUUACGCACACACCAUGGUUCUUGACGAUUCCUCUCGCGGCAGUUGGAGUUAGCCUAGCUUUUCGGCUACCCUUCAACGUCUACAUACACAGGAUCAACCAACGCCGGGCUAGAUUCACCCCGGUCCUUAUGGGAUGGACUGCGCGUAUCUCACGGGAUGUUAAGCGGGAAGGAAUCCCAUCGUCGCGGGAGUCGAAGGAAUUAUUGGCGAGGCACAAGAAGAUAGCAUCAAGGAUAUACCGCACCGUCGGCUUACAAGACUGGAAACUAUAUUCCAGCAUCCUAGGUCUACCCUUCUGGCUCAUCGGCAUCGAGAGCGUCAGACGGGUUUGUGGUGGUCCGAGGGGAAUUAUUGGGCAGCUAUUCCUGGGCAGAACCGAAGAUACUGCGGUUUCAAAUAUUCGAGGCAACGUGGACAUUACGGUAGACCCAAGCGUGGCUGCCACCACGGCCGAGCAUGUUAGAAAUCUACCGGAUCUAAGCAUCACGUCAGAGGGCUGCCUGUGGUUUCCCGACCUGUCCGCUCCCGACCCAUAUCACAUUCUCCCUUUCGCGCUGUCCGCUUUGUUAGUCUGGAAUAUGCUUCCUAAAUCCAAAGUCGGGUUGCGGCAACUAGCCGGACUCAACCCUGGGGAUAAGCUUGUAGUCGAGACCCCAGCGAUGGCGAGGCAACGUAGACUCCGUCGAGUGCUCAUCGUCUUAAGUGCUCUCAUAGGACCUAUGACUGCAGACCUUCCGGCAGCGCUUCACCUCUAUUGGCUGUCGACGAGCGCCACGCACACAGUUACGAGCAAGGCACUGUCUAAAUUCAUGCCAAUUGACACGAAUAUUGUUCAAAGAUGCGUAGGGUACGAGGCCGAUGUUAUACGACCGAAACGAAUCGAGAAAGACGUAAAAGCCACGAAUUAGGCAAACAUAUAAUUUGAAGUCGUCUGUUCGGAAUAAGACGCAUACCAACUAUACAGCAAUUUAUUGGAAAAGCCUCCAAUUUAUGAAAUUUGCCUUUUCCUCGAUACAUUUAUAAUUACCUGCUUACACCCAUGUGAAUAGUCUCGUGGUUCGGUAGUCUAAAUGUAACUGGUUAUAAAUACCAAAAUUAUCUUUAUA